Molecule: messenger RNA, 2623 nt
Organism: Xiphophorus couchianus (Monterrey platyfish)
Lineage: Eukaryota; Metazoa; Chordata; Actinopteri; Cyprinodontiformes; Poeciliidae
Gene: lamp1a
Product: lysosomal associated membrane protein 1a
Exons: 9
Coding region: 348-1604 (418 amino acids)
Biological process (GO): establishment of protein localization to organelle
Cellular component (GO): plasma membrane; late endosome membrane; lysosomal membrane
Source: RefSeq, a predicted model, not a curated record
GGUGAGCUCACGUGACUGGGUCGCCCCGAACGCUGCCAGUUUUCAGGACAGACGCAGUUUAAUCACGCUGCGCGACUAAAAUAAAGAUCGAUAUCUAGAUACGAUUUUUUGAUGCUUUUCCCGUCCGCAGGAGCCGAUUUACAGCUGCUGAACGUCCCCGCGCUCUCCCAUCUUCGGCCAAGCGGAUAAACAGCCACCGGAGCAGCAGCAUCACCGCUCGCCGUCGCUUCACUUUCAGCUAACGGUCCACGAAGACAAGUGCAGGAGCAGCAGCUGCGCCACCUGCGCCUGCAGUGGAGAAACAAACCCCCCACUGGGGGCAAUUCUCCAUCUUUUUUUGCCCGUGCAUGGGCUCGACUUCGAAGAUGAAAGUCCUGGAGAGCUUAGCCCCGCUUCUCAUCGCCUGUCUGGGGAUUUUAGGUUGCACUCAGGCAGUCACUCUUGAGGUGAAGGAAGGGAACUCUACCUGCAUCAAAGCCGAGCUGUCUGCAUUACUCUUCAUCACAUACACCACCUUCAACAGCACGAGUAACGUUUCCACCUCGCUGCCUGACUCCACCUCGGUCGACGCAGCAAGUAGCUCGUGUGGAGCAGCAGGCCGCCCGCCGUGGCUGGUGGCGGUGUUUGGAUCGGGUCACGCGCUCGGCCUCAGCUUCGCUACCAACGGGAGUUUUUAUAGCGUCACUAACCUGACGCUCCAGUACAACCUGAGCGAUACUUCGCUGUUCCCUCAGUCUAACGGCUCUGGCGUAGUGACUGUGGUGAGUUCCUCGGUUGGGAUCUGGGCUCCGAUCAACACCACCUACCGCUGUGCGAGCCCCACCACCAUCAGAGCGGGAGGAGCUGCCGUCACCUUCUCUGCUAUGAGGCUGGAGGCGUACAUGCCGGGAAAUGACCUCAGCCCAGCAGAAAGUGUGUGUACGGCAGAUCAAACCACCACCACAGCGCCCCCUACUACAACUACAACAGCAGCUCCAGCACCAACUCCACCAGGAACGCCAGAGACCGGAGUGUUCUCGGUGACGAACAGCAGCGGUACCGUUUGUCUCCUCGCCAAAAUGGGUCUGCAGCUCAACGUCUCCUACGUCUCUCAGUCUCAAAAUAAGACUGUUCAGGAAUUAGUCAACGUGAACCCCAAUCUGACGGUAACAUCAGGAUCAUGUGGAGGCACCACUGCCAGCUUAGUUUUAACACAACAAACCACCACGCUUAAUUUUACCUUCUCCAUGAACUCAACAACUAGCAAGUACCAUCUGAGUGGAAUAAAUCUGUUGGCCAACUGGUCCGACAUGACUGCUCCUUUCUCAGCCAGUAACACCAGUUUGGACUACCUCCGGAGCAUGCUGGGACGCUCCUACAUGUGCAACACGGAGCAGACUCUGCUCGUGGUCCCAGCUUUCUCUCUCAACACAUUCAGACUGCAGGUGCAGCCGUUUGGACUCACAGCCAGCCAGUUUGCAGCAGCGGAGGAAUGCCAGUUGGACCAGGACCAGAUGUUGAUCCCCAUCAUCGUUGGAGCAGCACUGGCUGGUCUGGUGCUGAUCAUCCUCAUCGCGUAUCUAAUAGGCAGGAAGAGGAGCCAUGCUGGGUACCAGACCAUCUGAGCGGACGCUCGGUUUAACUUGAACCUUACAGACUGAGAGCUGGAAGAAAGGAGGGAAAAAAGCGUGGGAGUAAGUGAAGGAAAAGUUUGAGUGAGUGAGAGUUGUUCUCUGCAUGUCCUCUGGAUAUUUUUUUUUCUUUGACUUCUUUUGCGGGUAAUAAAACGUGAACUACUUGCUGACUUUAGACAAUGUUUAUCACGUUGAAGCUGGAGAGGAGCAAGUCCGCUCAACUGUUCAGCUCUGAGCUUAUGUUGACAGGUGGACACAUUGCUUGAAUCGCUUUUUUUUUUUUUUUUUUGUAGCUGUGUGAUUAUCUAUGAUAGAAAAGAGAAUCAACCACUGUAAUAUCUUUUAAAAUCUUAUGCCAGAGAUUCUGUCGAGGAUUUUUUUUCUCCUUUAUGAUCCUUGAUGAAAAGGGAAAUCUCUAAUGAAGCACAGCCAAGGGGAGAUUCUCAGAUUUCUCAGGCUGAUGUAAUGUUUCCCCUCCUUUCUGGAUGUAAAUUGCAUAUUUAUUUAACGAUACAGAAAUUUGAGAACCUUCUCAAAUUUAAAGCAAGAACCAGGGGCUAUAAGUUAAAACAGUAUUAAACACAGGAAGCAAUCCUCUCCAUUUUGACAUUUAAUCUGGUCAAAAUGACAGUUUCUACUAAAAUAAACUACACUUUUAUUUUCCUUCUGGGUUCUUCUCUUUGAUAACUUGCCUCCCAAGAACUCAAGAAUGGGAUUCCAGAAAAAUCUAACCUUAAUGUCCGUUUGGUGAAAUGUUUUGGGUACACAAAUGCUUGUUUGGUGGAUUGAUUUCUUGUUUUUUUAUGACUCAGAUUUAAAUCAGAGUUGUUACAGUAGAAUUAUACAGCAUUUUACUAUAACAACUAAAUUGAUGUAGUACCAAAUGAAUUGGUUUCCAUCUUUUUUUUCUGUCUUAUAAAAAAAAUAAGAAUGCUUAGAUUUUUUUUUUAAAGGAAAAUUCUAUUUUCUAUUAUGCAUUUUCCUGUAACGUAAUAAAAAUAUUUAGAGUC